Molecule: messenger RNA, 712 nt
Organism: Rhagoletis zephyria (snowberry fruit fly)
Lineage: Eukaryota; Metazoa; Arthropoda; Insecta; Diptera; Tephritidae
Product: signal recognition particle subunit SRP72-like
Biological process (GO): SRP-dependent cotranslational protein targeting to membrane
Cellular component (GO): signal recognition particle, endoplasmic reticulum targeting
Molecular function (GO): 7S RNA binding; ribosome binding; protein binding
Source: RefSeq, a predicted model, not a curated record
AUGGCCGACCCAGCGGCGGCCCUGUCCGGCCUCUUUGCCGAGCUGAAGAAGCUGGAGCACAAUGGCGACUUUGAGAAGGCGUUGAAGACGGCAAACAAAAUUCUCGACCUGAACAAGGAGAACCAGAAGGCCUUCCACUGCAAGGUGGUCUGCCUGAUUCAGCUGAACAAGUUUGAAGAGGCGUUGAGCUUGCUGAAUGGCUCCAGCGAGGAAGUGCAAUUGGCGUUGAACUUCGAAAAGGCUUACUGCGAGUAUCGCCUGAAUCAGGUCAACGAGGCGCUGGAGACUUUGAAGCUCUCGGAUGCAAACGCUGAUUUCGCCAGAGACGAACUGAAGAUUCAGGCGCUGUAUCGCAUUGAGGACUACGAGCAGUCCUACGCCAGCUACAUCGAGCUGAUCAAGAACUCCGGUGACGACUACGAGGAUGAACGGUACGUCAACCUGACUGCGGUCCUCGCCGGCCUGUCGCUGGAGAAGGCUGGCGACGUCAACGACGCGGACUUUCUCGACCUGAGCGAGAACACCUACGAAAUUGUCUACAACAAGGCGUGCAUCCUUAUCGGCAAGGGCCAGUACGAGGCGGCGGUGAAGAAGCUGGAGCAGGCGGAAGGUAAGUUUANGAACACCUACGAAAUUGUCUACAACAAGGCGUGCAUCCUUAUCGGCAAGGGCCAGUACGAGGCGGCGGUGAAGAAGCUGGAGCAGGCGGAAG